AUGCACAAGCCAUUUAAGAACCCAGCAGACUGGAUGUACCGGCGCUGUGCGAGGAGAGGACGCAGCUUUUCUGUGGUACUUGAACCAGGUCCCACCUGGUACGAUCCUCUCCUGUUUGGACCCGGGGUCAAUUCUAGGAGGGAGCCAGCCAGAACCGCUGGUCCCAUCCCUUUGUCUGCCAUCCCGGAGGGUCUCACCGUGGGAGUUCUGGCGCUGGAGGACCCAGCGAUCACCACUCCAGUUCCUGCCAGCUCUGUCCAGCCCCCUGACCUUCGUGGUAAGCGUGAGAGGAGGGUUUCGUGGGAGUCGCCGUCCGAGGGGUCCUCUUCGGAGCCUGCUGCUCCCACCACUGUCCUCACCUCACCUGCCACAUCAUCUGCGCCACGUCCGCGCAAGAAGAGGAGGAGGAGAGCGGCCCCUGUCACGAUCCCCGUCUCGUCUCCGCUGCCGGACGCAGCGCCCCCUGUCUCGUCACCGCUGCCUGCCGCAGCGCACACUGUCUUGGUUCCUGUCAUGUCUCCGCUGCCUGCCGCAGCGCCCACUGUCUUGGUUCCUGUCUCGUCUCCGCUGCCGGACGCAGCGCCCCCUGUCACUGUCUCGUCUCCGCUGCCGGACGCAGCGCCCCCUGUCUCUAUUCCUGUCUCGUCUCCGCUGCCGGACGCAGCGCCCCCUGUCUCACCGGCUCCAUCUGUUGCUUUCUCCCCUGCACAGUCAUCCAGUUUGUCUGCCUGUUCCCCUGUUACUGUCUCCAUGUCCUCCCUGAACUCUCUCCCCCACCCAGUGAGUCCUGGCUCGCCCCCGUCUGCUCCCUUGUCUACCCCUACCACGUCCUGGAACCCUGCCUUGCCUCCUUUUGUUCCCCUUUCCCAGCCUGCAUCCAUAACCAAGCCUGCUCCCUCCAAGAUCCCCACCAAGCCUGCCCGGACUCCUCGUCCUAAGCCCUCCACUACCCCUGAACCCAAGACCCCUUGCCCACCCAGCUCCACCCUACCUGGACUUCCUCACCUGAACACUGUUUUGCCUCCGCCCCCCCUCCCUUGUUUGUUGUUUUUAUUAUGUCACCCCAACCCCUUUGUAGUGUAUUCUUGUCUGCCCCUAUGUAUAUUUGUCAUGUUUUCUUGGUGUAUGUCUAUCUGUCAGUCUGUCUUGUCCUGUGUCUAGUGUUCCCCUGGGGAGCGUCUGGAAGCCGCUCCUUUAGGGGGGGAUUCUGUCAUGGUUCUGCCAUCUUGUCCUUUGUUUAAUCUUGUCUUGUGGCAGAAUCAUGACAGACCCAUGUUUUGUGUGGGUUCACGUGGUCUUAGUAUUGAUUUACUGGACCACGUGUUCCC
This is a messenger RNA of Misgurnus anguillicaudatus (oriental weatherfish), 1328 nucleotides long. The record is from RefSeq and is a predicted model, not a curated record. Lineage: Eukaryota; Metazoa; Chordata; Actinopteri; Cypriniformes; Cobitidae.